UCAAAAUCGUCUCCAAGAGAAGGCCAGAAAGGUUUCAGAGCUCCGUGGAAGUGUGUCGGCUUCGUGCCUCCUUCGAUCGCGCUCUCGCUCCUCAUGAGCCCCAAGGACAAUUUAAAGGAUAUUGAGAAAACCCAAUUGAGAAUUCCGCCUUCCUUUAGAAGAAAAAACUGCCAACUUGCAAAUGAUGGUUAAAUUCACCAGAGGAAUGACGGUGAUGUUAUGGUGAUUGAUGUUCGGUGUGUUCCAAAUAAUUAUCAUGCCAAAUAUAAGGCUCAGGAGCGCACGUAGGUUCAAGUACUUGUAUUUUGAGCAGCUUUUCCGUUACUAUGAUCAACAUCAGCAGCGUGAUCCAAUUUUUUUUAUUUCUCAUUUAAAGAUAACACCUUAGCCCUUCUCUAAGGACCAUAGUCAAUGAUUCGUGAACCGGAAGAAUGCAGAGUUAUUGUUGGAUCUCAUGAUUCUAGCUCCUUCAGGGCAGCUGGUUGCCAGAUUCAUGAGCAAGAAUCAGCUCUUGUUACUCACCAAACUGCCUUCUAUUACUUCCUUGACCGAAGGACUUUUAACCGCAAUCUCCAUGUUUUAAAGGCUUUGCAUCGGAAAGGUGAAUAAAAGAAGUUGCAAUUCGACGAGGCCAAUCAAAUUUUCUAAUUCAAGCUUGGUUUGAUUUAAGUGACUCAAUAGGAUCCGCGUCUUUUGAAAUGGGUCUCCAAUCGGGUCGAGUCGAGCUACUGAGUUGACUCAGUAUCUUAUGUCAGUUUUAACCUCUACUACACUUGUUACCAAACACAUUUUAGUCAAUAACUGAGUGGCAUUCAGCGUAAAUACAUUGAUUUUUUCUAUUGUUUGACAAAACGACUUCUCGAAUAAUAUUAUAGAGAUAUGUACAUAUUAUUAAAUGUAAAAUUAUAUGUUUUUUUAACAUGUUACUUUAUUUCUUUUAUCUUGUAA
Molecule: messenger RNA, 948 nt
Organism: Thlaspi arvense
Lineage: Eukaryota; Viridiplantae; Streptophyta; Magnoliopsida; Brassicales; Brassicaceae
Source: the annotation of a GenBank genome assembly